GUGCUGACCUAGUCUUCCAAAAGGCCUUUCCUUUUUCUCUGCCUUUUGCUAUCCACUCGCCAUUUACGACGAAGAGAGAGACAAAGACUAGUGAAUCAACUAUUUAGCUCGAUCCUACGUUGGUGCUUAUGCUCGUUUUCAUAAUAUCUAACUAAAUAUUUCGAUGUAAAUGAAUCGAAGUCUCAAUGAAUGAAAGAUAGUUCUAAAAAACGUGAAAAUUAUUUUAAAAACAAAGUUGUGUGCGAUUCUGAAGAUCAGCGAUUGACUGUUCGAUUUUCAAGACCUUUACGAGUCAUUGAGAUAAUUCUGAUACUCAUUGAGCUGCGAUCUUAAAUAUAAUGACAUCAACCGCGACUAUCAAGGACAAACCUCCGAUGAUUACAGUAUGCAAACAAGAAUUAUACGAACACUGGCUGAAAAAUGCUCCAAAGAUCAUGUUCGGUGAACAUCAACUAUCUAUUGAAAUAAGUGAAAUCGAUGAGUUCUUCAUCCUGAAGGCCAAGAAAGAUUUACGGGAGACACCAGAAAUUGUUGCUCAAGGUUUCAAGGAAUUAAGAGAGCUGCUUGCAGGAGAACCUGAUCUGCACGUACCGGACAUAGACGAUUUUUACAUAACAUUCUUGCGACCAUGUAAAUGGUAUGCGAAAAGCGCUUUCUCGCUCAUAAAACGAUACUAUCGGUUCCGCUUAAAUUAUCCACACAUAUAUACCGAUUUGUUGAUCACUAAACAGAAGACUGCACUUUGCGCCGGUUUAAUAUAUCCGUUGCCGAUUCGUACUCAAGAAGGAAGCAGAGUGCUAAUAGUCGAAGCCGGAAAACGAUGGAAACCGAAGGAGGUGUCGACCAGUGACUUUUUUAAAGGCCUGAUAUUGGUCUUAUAUUUGGCGAUGGUGGAAUACAAAACUCAGAUCGCAGGUGCGCAUAUCAUUUUAGACGUCGAAGGUUUAUCUCUUAGCCAUGUGACGUAUAUUACACCAAGUUUUGCUAAAAUGAUAGUAGAUUUUAUACAAAGAUGUAUGCCCACCCGGCUCAAAGGUAUCCAUAUUGUGAAUCAAUCCUUCAUUUUCAACAUGGCAUUUGCAAUAUUCAAACCAUUCCUGGAGGAGAAAAUUCGCAAUCGGAUUCACUUUCAUGGAACAAAUUGGGAUUCCUUAAAGGAUUUCAUUGAUAAAAGAGCAUUGCUUAAGAAGCAUGGGGGCGAGUUAAAAAUGGCUGAAGGACAAUACGGCGUAAUUUUUUGGCAGAAUAUGCUUUCAUGUGAACCCGCCUUCGAAGCUGAGCAAACUUAUGGAUACGUAACUAAUAAAGAUAAGAAAUGAUCUCUACAGAAAUUUGAUCGGUCAAUACGUUACUAUCAUCAAUCAUUAUGGUUUGAAACCAUACUCAAGAAGCUAUAAUAAAAAAUAAUAAAAUCAUUGACGUCCGAUACUUGAAAGAUGCGGAUGUAUUUUUAAUAAAAUACAUACAGCUCGCGGGUAUCACUUCGUCUGAAAUUCGUAAUCGUAUGAAAAGAAGUGUUUCAUCAAAUCAUGGCAUAUUAGAAGUAAAUUUUGUAUUAAAAAAAAUACAAUAUAUCA
This is a messenger RNA of Acromyrmex echinatior (Panamanian leafcutter ant), 1577 nucleotides long. RefSeq names its product alpha-tocopherol transfer protein. Gene Ontology annotation, cellular component: membrane. The record is from RefSeq and is a predicted model, not a curated record. NCBI's taxonomy places the organism in Eukaryota, Metazoa, Arthropoda, Insecta, Hymenoptera, Formicidae. Gene Ontology annotation, molecular function: phosphatidylinositol bisphosphate binding.